UUUUGCUGGAGUCACCGUACAGUGGAUUACGCCAAGGAUUCUUUGGGAGGGACCAUGAUGACUGUGGUCAUCUUUUGGAUCAUCCAGAAUCACCAUCCUGCACUAGACAAGGCAGCCUGGGCUGGCAACCAAGGUGAACAACAUCGAUAGAGUUGAAAUUUCCUGCAGGCACCGGUGGUUGCUGUGGUCAAGAGAGUCACCCUGCAAAACAUGCCACCCUCUCCCCUUCAGAGGACGAAAGCCCAAAUGAUUUAGCUGAAGCAUUGGCAAGGCUGCCUGCAGAACUCCCCAUCAGCUCAGAUACUUGUACCUGUAUUUUACUGAGAUCAGAGUUAGUAGUACCUGCAGAUGAGUAUGCCCCUGCCAUGUCUACACAGCAGGCAGUGAAAGAAACAUCUCAGAUUGCUGACACUUGGAGGGCUGCUGGAGCCCAAGCACCUGCUCAGUUCCAGGCAGGGGAGGAUCCUGUGAUGUAAACAAUUUUACAGAUAGACAGGUGGAUACAGGAUCAGUAGGUAGGUUUUUUUUGGGAACACUGAGCAAUCUAACUCGAAGGCUGAAGCUAUGCAGCUAGGACCCUGCUACCUCUGGUAUGCAAGCGUCUGACUGUCUCCACAGCAAACUUGACAGCUUGCAUUCUGUGCAUUCAAUAGACCAACCGACCUGUACUGUAUCAUUCUAACAUUGGCACUUAACACCAGCAGCAAGGUGGAGGAGGGAAUAAGGGACUCUGAUCUCAACACCAGACUCUCCUUCCCCCAAAAGGAGGAAGGCAGUGCCUGUAGGCAUCUAACUGGAGAAGGAACCAGAGACAUGUAUGGUUCUUCUCUGGACUCUCUAGAUGUGCCUGGCACUCUCAGGUACAGCUGAGGAAGGUAUACCUGCAGAGGAUAUUUGGGCCCUCGAGCCUUAAAUGCUCCUGGAGUUACUCAACCAAACCUGUAAAGCCAACAGGUUCCAUUGUAGGGCAGACAACUCCACCUCAACAGUGGAACCCAGAUCGAGGCAUACAGAUGACACAGGUCUUCAAUAUACAGUUGGUGGCAAGGGAUGUCUCCUCAUGGUGCCAGUGUUGUGCAGACUACAGCAGUCCACUAUACCUCUUGAGUGAAAUGUUGCUGGCUAUCGUAUGGCUCCUCCAGUGUGGACCAGGCAGUGGAAGGACGUUCAACACACUGAUGAAUGUGAAGGAUCAUCAGCAAAUUGCUCAAAACAUGGAAGGCAGACCUUUAGAAAUGAAAGUUGAUACAAAUGAUGCAGAAUUCCAAGCCAUCGUAGCCCUCGCUAUACAGGAAUUUAGCAAGAAGUCUGCAUUCAUCUACAAUAUUGUGGAGUUUCUGACUAUCGAUGUAAAGGUAUUUGAAGGAGCUGUAUACAUUUUUGAUAUCGUUUUGGGGAAAACUAAUUGCCCAGUCAUCAAAAGUGGGAAGCCACAGGUAAACUGCCAAAUAAUUGAGACUGAAGGACAGUCAGAGUUCUACCUGUGCCACUUUAUCGCAUGGAAAGCUCCUGAUUCUGAAAAACAACAGAUUUUGUCAAGUAAUUGCAAGAUACUUGACCUGUAAUGCCUCUAGAUGAGACUUCUACAAUAAAGAAGAAGUACCUGAACUGAUCUCUAACGACUUUCUGUGCCUGAAUUAACAAUUAACUUUAAGAGCCUUUCAUUCAAUUAUUUAAAUAUCAGAGUGUAGAUGACUUGAUAAAAUAACUAAUGUGCUGUUACCUGUGUAAGACCAGCAAGUUAAUUCUCUGGUCUCUCAAACAAAGGGACUGUGAAAAGU
Molecule: messenger RNA, 1781 nt
Organism: Chiloscyllium plagiosum (whitespotted bambooshark)
Lineage: Eukaryota; Metazoa; Chordata; Chondrichthyes; Orectolobiformes; Hemiscylliidae
Product: cystatin-S-like
Cellular component (GO): vesicle; cytoplasm
Molecular function (GO): cysteine-type endopeptidase inhibitor activity
Source: RefSeq, a predicted model, not a curated record